This is a messenger RNA of Pocillopora damicornis (cauliflower coral), 2180 nucleotides long. RefSeq lists its product as uncharacterized. The record is from RefSeq and is a predicted model, not a curated record. Gene Ontology annotation, molecular function: protein binding. NCBI's taxonomy places the organism in Eukaryota, Metazoa, Cnidaria, Anthozoa, Scleractinia, Pocilloporidae.
ACAAGCAUCGGUAAACAAAUGUUUAAAAAGACGACAACAACUUCAGUUUAAUUACAUGCGCGCAUGUGAAUCGCCCUAAAAACAUUGGCGACAACGUGAACCUGCGAUAGACGCGUCGUGGCAGACCAGACAAUCCUAGAGGACGAGAGCAGCACAACACAAAGCGAAAUAGCUCUUUGAUUGUCAAGUAGUUUUUAACUGACAAAUGUCUCGGGCAUCGAAAGCGGUUUUGGAAGCAUUAGGUUUUCAAACGAAUUCGUACGUCUCGACAGGGCGGGCGGAUCUUCAAGAAAGAAGAAACAGUGAACAAUUAACGGUUUCAUAUUUAGAAAGAAAAUGGAACCAGUCAGCAAGCGAAGGGAACCUCCCCGGAAUUGUUGCAUUAUUGGAACAAGAUCCAAACCUUGUAACAACACAGACUGCUCUUCAUUGGGCUGCCAAAAAAGGGAGAAAGGAUAUAGCCGAACUUGUCAUAAAUACAGGAAUGGAUGUAAAUAUGAAAUCGUUUGUGUGGCAUUCUAUCAACGGUUCUUUAAUUGGCCAGAAGGGGGGAUACACUGCGUUACAUCUCGCCGUGAUCCAAGGCCGAGAAAACGUCAUUGCUUCUCUGUUUGACAGCGGAGCGGAUGUUGACGUGCGCGAUAACAGUGGUCGGAAACCCAAGCACUACGUUAAGGAGACUACAUCGCUCUGGAUACAAAAAAAACUUGGCAAGACAUUGGCACCGUCAGUUUUGGUAUCAUCUGGCGAACCCCUGAACAAAGGACUUCAAAAUAUCGGCUCCAUAUUCUUACAGAUGAAAGUACUAAGCAAUUCACUUGGAACAGGUCUGGACAAACUGGACGAGGAACCGGGAAGAUUAUCUCCCCUAACACCACGAAAGAAAGCGGCAAGAUCGGCGUCCUUUGUCAAGAUCUGCAGAAACGUUACUGGCAAAUUUAAGGACAAAAAGGCAUCUAAACUGGAAAUCCCUGAAGUUGUUGAAGACGUCACAGGCUAUCACAGGACAGGAAGAGCAAGAUCCGCUCCAGAUAUCAAUCACAUUACAGAAUGGAGUCCGCGUAUUAUACAAGUGAUGCCUUAGCAAGUGAUAUGCCAGAAGCUUGGCUUUCACGAUGGUGGUUUUCGGUGUGUGUAACAUGACAUCGCUGACCCAUUUCACCUAAGCACGAUAAUAUAGCCUCCAUAGACCCUCUUUUUGAUACGCCAUCAGUAGGUAGUUUUCAUAGUCUGCAGGCAGGCCCUAUUAUUCUUCGUACUACAAGACACGUGUUUGUCCUUCCCCGGGGGGAUUUAAGACGAAGUUCGCCAGGGGUCUGGCGCUCACCAUCAGUACCAGACCCUUACGCAGACUUCUCGCCGACUUGCGUUCUUCAUGGCCUCCUACCGUAAUGUUUCGAUUAGCACUCUCCUAAUAAGUGCCCUCCUUGAAUCGGUUUUUGUUAAUGAUAGUAAGCGCCCCUAAUGAGUAUGCAUCCUCAUUCCAAUAAGUGCCCCUAUUCCAAUAAACGCCUUAUUUUUGUUUCAGAAAUAGGACUGAAAAAAGUACAUGAACAUGAAGAUCAACCGUGGUCUAUCUUACUUUAGUUGCUCACUUUAAGCCACACGACAAUAUGGUGGUCAUCGUCUCAGUCUCUCAAGUAUUAUGUCGCCAUAAGUGCACAAAUCCUUUAAACGAAAGAUCUCGUCUCAACGCUUUCUUUCGCACAUUCUGCUGUUUCUCAAAAUAGAAAUAAGCGCCUGUUUCGAAUAAUCGUCAUCCCUUGAGGUAUCAAAAGUAAAUAGGUGCCCAAGGUGCUAAAUCGAAUCAUUACGGUACUUUCACGAGAGCGGAGGAACCCUCGUGCCGAAGGAGCCUUCGUGCUGAAGGAAACCUUGUAACAAAGGAACCCUCGUGCCGAAGCGCUCAUAAUAAAGGCCUGCUCCAAAGCUACAGUUUUCCUGAUUCCUUUAUCUGAUUGUGACUUCCCCCUGAAACAACUGUAAGGCAAACUUUCCUCUCCACUCUGUCAACAAUAAUUGACAGGUGUUCAUUUUAUUAAAAAAGAUUGAGACUACAAAAAAAACAUCACAUCUGUACAAAAGGUGCAAUAAAUAUUACCAACUACGAAUCUAACGGUUCUUGUUGACAUCAAAUCAAUAAUUCACAAGACAAAAAAUGAAGAAAGAAGCCCUGGCGA